CAAGAGGAUUAAUAUACAUAUCCACAUAAAAGGAAGAUUCGGAUACACAUCCAAACUAUAGAAAACAUUAGUAAUGCCAUAAAUAAAUAAAAAUGCUGUCAAGACACAAAAUUCGUUGAAUGUUAUAGUCUUCACAUAAAACUGUCAUAAAUCUGGAUACGUUCUAAAAAUAAUUGAUCUAAUCUAAAUCUAUAAGUAGUUUCUUAUUAGUAGAAUCCUUAUGAAUCUUAAUUUGAUCAAGACAGAAACGCUUUUGUUUACUUUUACCUAAUGGUCGAUGGUGACGAUUCUUUCAAGAGACCCGGAGCUGUGCCUUUUAAGUGGGAGAUCCGACCCGGUGUACCUAAAACCCGACCCGGUGAUGAUGAUCCAGCUCUUCUUCAACCACCUCCUCCUAACAAACUUCCUCCUCUCAAAUUAAAAUCAACUCCGCCGUCGAAUUCGCCAUCUCCGUCGUCUUCUUCUUCUUUCUUCUCUGAAUCCAGAAGCCGACCAGUCUCUCCCUUCGCUCCUCCUCCGUCUUUCAAGCUGAAAUCGCCUUCAGAUUCCGACUCCAACUGUUCAGCAUCUCCGACUCCAUAUUUCCGAUCUUCUUCUCCUCGUGCCGGUGGCUCAUUGCCUCGGUGUUUUUUUCCCAAGUCAUUAUUUGGGUUGAAAAAGAGUAAGAGCGGCGAUUUAAAAAAGACCGGUCAGCAGGAACCAUCAUCAACAACAUCGGAGUCUGACAAUUUCUAUGAAUCGGGAACAACGCUUUCUCCGUCGGAAGAAGAUUCUAGCCAGGGAUCGCCGGUAUCUUCGAGGUGGAGUUCGCCGAAAUCGUCCUUCUCUUCUCGCCGUGGUUCGCCGCUAAAACGGACUGAUUCGGAUUUAAGCUCUUAUGAGAAAAAAACCAUGUUAAUGAUAGCUCGUUCCCGCCUUGGUUAAAUGGUUAGGCUUAAAAAAAAAAAAACAUCUUAGAGAUUAAUCAAAUAAAAAUGAUUUUGAGUUUUUCAUUGCGACAAGAACGAAUAUGUUACAUGUAGAUUUGUAAUGAAAUUGUCUAUAUAUUAUCGUCAAAA
Messenger RNA from Arabidopsis thaliana (thale cress), 1058 nucleotides. RefSeq names its product hydroxyproline-rich glycoprotein family protein. The coding region runs from base 271 to 924 and encodes 217 amino acids. NCBI's taxonomy places the organism in Eukaryota, Viridiplantae, Streptophyta, Magnoliopsida, Brassicales, Brassicaceae. The transcript has a single exon. The record is from RefSeq and is marked reviewed.